UCACCGAUUUAUCCGACUUCUGCCAAGGCUCUGAAAUGCCAACUAUGUCGAGACCUGCACUGGAUGUCAAGGGUGGCACCUCACCUGUGAAGGAGGAUGCCGACGAAGAGAUGAGCUCUCUGGCCUACCCUGACUUGGAAGUGAAAGAUCACAAAGCAGUGGCCAUUCUGCACUACCCUGGGGUGGCCUCAAAUGGAACCAAGGCCAGUGAGGCUCCCACUAGUUUCUCAGGAUCUCCAUCUCCAAUGGGCUCUCCUACCACCUCUCCCACCAAAUCCCCACCCUUCAACCUACACCCUGCCCCACACCUGCUGGCCAGUAUGCAGCUGCAGAAACUUAAUAGCCAGUAUUAUGGGAUGGAUACCACCCCUCCAGACCAACCCGGGGAGGAAGGGUUCCUACAAAACUGGGCCCUUGGGGCUCUGGAGGGAGAGGAAGGGUCAGAAUCUCCUACUGGUGGCCAGAGCCCGGCUAUCAUCGAUUCAGACCCCGUGGACGAAGAGGUGCUGAUGUCGCUGGUGGUAGAACUGGGACUGGACCAAGCUAGUGACCUUCCAGAGCUGUGGCUGGGGCAGAAUGAAUUUGACUUUACUGCGGACUUUGCAACUGGCUGUUGAUGUCAAUUAUUCCUAAAGAUGGAGGAAUAAAACUACUAAGCCUGUUGUAAAUAAAAGUUAC
Molecule: messenger RNA, 678 nt
Organism: Loxodonta africana (African savanna elephant)
Lineage: Eukaryota; Metazoa; Chordata; Mammalia; Proboscidea; Elephantidae
Gene: CITED1
Product: Cbp/p300 interacting transactivator with Glu/Asp rich carboxy-terminal domain 1
Exons: 2
Coding region: 36-617 (193 amino acids)
Biological process (GO): melanocyte differentiation; regulation of DNA-templated transcription
Cellular component (GO): nucleus
Molecular function (GO): transcription coactivator activity
Source: RefSeq, a predicted model, not a curated record